Molecule: messenger RNA, 576 nt
Organism: Pyricularia grisea
Lineage: Eukaryota; Fungi; Ascomycota; Sordariomycetes; Magnaporthales; Pyriculariaceae
Exons: 2
Coding region: 1-576 (191 amino acids)
Biological process (GO): DNA-templated DNA replication; DNA synthesis involved in DNA repair
Cellular component (GO): delta DNA polymerase complex
Molecular function (GO): DNA-directed DNA polymerase activity
Source: RefSeq, a predicted model, not a curated record
AUGCCCACCACACGGAGGUCCGCCAGUGCCCAGGGUGCAGUUGGCAAGCAAUCAAAGCUCAGUUUUACGCACCGCGUGACAAAGCCUGUCGCACCGGCUGGGAAGAAGCAGCUUAUUUCCACACCGCUGGUGAAGGAACUACCUUCGGAGAAGAAAGUAGACCCAGAGCCUGAGAUCCAGUUCCAGCAGGAGGAUUUUGAAAUCCCGGCCCCAGUCGAGGUCGUCAAGGAGAAAUCAGAAGCAGAGAUCAGAGCCGAGAAGAUCACAAAUGCACAAAUCAAGAAGUAUUGGAGUGGAGUAGAGGCACAGAGACUGGCACCAAGAGUACAUCAAGAGGACCUUGAAGUUGGCGAGAAAGUGCUGAGAUACUUUGACGUUAGCUCACAGUAUGGACCAUGCAUUGGUAGUUCGCGCAAGAGGAGGUGGAUGCGCGCCCAGCGUCUGGGACUGAACCCUCCGAUUGAGGCGCUUGCUGUUCUAGUACACCAGGAAGCUGCUGGUGUAGACGAGAGCAGCCAGAGAGCAUACAUUGAUGAGAUCAUGAACUCAACAGCAAUAGGAGUCGGCAGUUCGUGA